This is a messenger RNA of Lathyrus sativus (Indian pea), 348 nucleotides long. The record is from the annotation of a GenBank genome assembly. NCBI's taxonomy places the organism in Eukaryota, Viridiplantae, Streptophyta, Magnoliopsida, Fabales, Fabaceae.
AUGCCUUUGAUGCUUCCAAAGGUGAUCGAAGAAGUGAAUGAUUUGGAUGUUGACAAUAAGAUUUCUUGUAUUAUUGUUACUUUUAAUAUGGGUUGGGCUUUGGAAGUUGGGCUCAAAUUGGGAAUUAAAGGUGUUCUUCUUUGGACUGCUUCUGCUACUUCCUUGGCUUGUUGUUAUAGAAUUCCUCAACUCAUUCAUGAUGGAAUUAUUGAUUCUCAAGUUUUUAAUGUAGAAGGAUUCGUGAUUUCACGUGGCAAUUGCGGUCUGAUGUGGUUACAGAGGCCAUCACAUCAGCAAUACUACGGACGGAUUUACAAUUGUUGGCCGCAAUUUAAAACCAUGAUUUAG